CAAAGUGACUUCUGAUGUUCGCUACACAUAAGCACGGCUGUCAUUGGCUCCGGGGCAGUAAUAAUAAUCUAUGUUUAGACCUUGAUCACAUCGCGGCCAGCAAGUGCGACCUGUCAGCAUUCCGCAGAUACUGAGAGUCGCUCGGGUCUGACGGUAAGAGAGAUCAGGGAGAUAAGAGGAGGAAUUCCUGCUGUUCCAGCCUCCCUCCAGCGGGGGCUUGUGGGUAGAGGAGGCUUGUUGUGUGGGGUAGUAUCGGGGGACAAGGUGGUUACCAGACCCAGCGCGAUAAUAGCGAAUUAUAUGGCGAGAAUAAUAGAUAAUUGUUUCGAAAGACUCAUCGAAAUCAAACCAUUCCCUCUGGAGUUUGACUUAGUUUAGGUUGAGUUUACAACACGGUGUUUUACCGUCGCUAUUACAGGUUUAAAACCUUACCGCCGGAAGAGCCGCGCUGUGGCGCACCUGAACGAGCUGUGGUACUCGCGCGCUGGUCCGCGUGCUCGACCCGCUCCCUUUAACUCUCGUACAACUUCUGUUAGCGCAGCAAAGAAAAGCAGACCUCAGGAAAUCCUCGUUUCAAUCAUUAACCAGAUAGUCCAGACACAACGCUCUCUACGCAGCUGUCUACAGAGGGACAUGUUCUCUCUGAGACCGCUAGACUGGUAGGAGCUCUCGUCACCACUACAGGUGCCUUCCUUCUCCCCCGAGUCGAAGGAGACACUGCCCUGCAUGAUGUUUGGAGCAGAGAGGAGGCUGGAGAACCGGCUGAAGAAGCUGGAGGCCAUGAUGAGGGACCCCAAGUCGGUACUCAAUCUGGAGACCAUGUUGGAUUCCAUGAAUGCAUUGGCCCGUGAUUUGGACUACCCUGCCCUCAGGAAAAACAAAAACAUAGAUGCAUUCCUGAACAGAUACGAGAAGGCGGUGGGCCAGCUGCGGGAGCUCCAGGUGAAGCUGGAGGACUUCGACCGGGUCAAGCUGAUCGGCCGAGGAGCCUACGGUGAAGUGCAACUGGUCCGCCACAAGGCCUCUCAGAAGGUGUACGCCAUGAAGCAGCUCAGCAAGUUCGAGAUGAUCAAACGCUCCGACUCCGCCUUCUUCUGGGAGGAGCGGGACAUCAUGGCCUUCUCAGACAGCCCCUGGGUCGUUCAGCUGUGCUGCGCAUUCCAGGACGACCAGCACCUCUACAUGGUGAUGGAGUUCAUGCCGGGCGGCGACCUGGUCACGCUCACCCUGAACUACGACCUCCCCGAGAAGUGGGUGCGCUUCUACACGGCGGAGGUGGUGCUGGCCCUGGACGCUAUCCACACCAUGGGGUUUAUCCACCGCGACGUCAAGCCCGACAACAUGCUCCUGGACCAGCACGGCCACCUCAAGCUGGCCGACUUCGGUACCUGCAUGCGGAUGGACUCGACGGGCAUGGUGCGCUGUGACACGGCCGUGGGCACGCCAGACUACAUCUCCCCCGAGGUGCUGCAGUCGGAGGGGGGGCAGGGCUACUACGGCCGCGAGUGCGACUGGUGGUCCGUGGGCGUCGUCAUCUAUGAGAUGCUGGUUGGUGAGACCCCGUUUUAUGCGGAGUCCCUGGUGGGGACCUAUGGGAAGAUCAUGGACCACAAGAACAGCCUUCGCUUCCCCGAGGACGUGGAGAUGUCCCGGGAUGUCAGGGACCUCAUCAACCUCUUCCUCACAGAGAGGGAGGUGAGGCUGGGACGCAGCACCGUGGAUGAGAUCCAACGGCACCCCUUCUUCAAGAACGACCAGUGGACCUUUGACACCAUCCGACAGACUGUGGCCCCGGUGGUCCCAGAGCUGAGCAGUGACAUCGACACCAGCAACUUUGACGACAUUGAGAAGGUCAAAGGGGGCGACACCUUCCCCCAGCCCAGAGCCUUCGUGGGCAACCAGCUUCCCUUCGUGGGGUUCACCUACUUCAAAGAGGACCAGCUACUUGGUGGCAAUCUAUGCAGCUCAUUGAAGGAGGACUGCUCUGAUGAAAAGGACGACUCUCGUGGCGAGCUGAAGGAGAAGAUCCACCAGCUUGAGGAGCAGCUGGACCAUGAGAUGCAGGCCAAGGAUGAGCUGGACCACAAGUGCAGGCAUGCCACCAGCCGCCUGGAGAAGUUGGUGAAGGAGCUGGACGAGGAGAUGAGCAGCCGUCAGGGUGUGGAGUCGUCCCUCCGUCAGCUGGAGAUGGAGCGGGCCCUGCUGCAGCACCAGAACACUGAGAGUCUGCGCAAGGCCGACACCGAGAUGGAGCGCAAGCGCAGCCUGGAGAACGAACUGAACAGCAUGCGAGACCAGCUGGAGGAGCUGAAGAGGAGGAACCAGAGCUCCCAGGUCUCCACCGAAAAGAACAUUCAGCUGCAGAGACAACUGGACGAGGCCAGCGCCGCGCUGCGGGCGGAGCUGGAGGUGGCGGACCGCAGCCGGCGGAGCCAGGCGGAGGCCCAGAAGCAGGCCCUGGCUCUGGAGGCCAGCCUGCGGGAGGCUCAGGGGAAGUGCGCCCGGCUGGAGCAGGGCGAGGUGGAGCUGGAGAAGAGGCUGAGGGGCCUGCAGGCGGAGCUGGAGGCCGAGCGGAGGGAGCGCAGCCUGGGGGCCCAGAGCGCCACCGAGCUCCAGGGACGCAUCUCUAGCCUGGAAGUGGAGGCCAAGGAAGUACGCUCAUCUCUCUCUGAGGCUGAGAGCACCAAGAGGGAGCUGCAGCAAACCAUCACAGAUCUGGAGAAGGCGAAGAGCACCCAGGAGAUCGACCUGACCUUCAGCCUCAAGUCCCUGCAGCAGAGCCUGGAGCAGGAGGAGGCCGAACACAAGGCCACCAAGGCCGGCCUCGCCGACAAGAACCAGAUCUACCUGUCCAUCGAGGAGGCCAAGUCGGGGGCUCUGAAAGAGCUGGAGUGCACCCUGCAGGAGGAGCGCAGCCAGAGGCAACAGGUGGAGGGCCGGCUGCUCCAGCUGGAGAAGGAACACUCUAUGCUGGACCACGACUACAAGCAGAGCCAGCACACGCUGGAUGAGCUGCGCACGGACAAGAACAAGCUCACUGAGGAGGUGAUGACGGUGACCGUGCGUCUGGAGCAGGAGAUGCAGAGGCGUGGCCUGUCCCAGAAGGAGCUGGCGGUGCAGGCCCAGCAGGUGUCUGGGCUGCGGGGCUCUGAGAAGCAGCUGAAGCAGGAGCUCAACCACCUGCUGGGCCUGCAGCAGAGCCUGGACACCCACAACCAGGAGCUACGCAGGGAGAAGCAGGAGGCUGACAGCCAGCUGAAGGAUCUGAAAGACCAGCUUGAGACGCAGCAAUACUUCACGACUCUAUACAAGACCCAGAUCCGGGAGAUGAAGGAGGAGUGGGACGAGAGGAACAAGCUGUACCAAGACGCCCAACAGAGACUAGAGCAGUAUCAGGAGGAGAGGGAGUCCCUGGCCUCCAAGCUGGAGGCGAGCCUGACGAAGGCGGACUCUGAGCAGCUGGCGCGCUCCAUCGCUGAGGAGCAGUACUCGGACCUGGAGAAGGAGAAGAUCAUGAAGGAGCUGGAGAUCAAGGACAUGAUGGCCCGACAUCGGCAGGAGCUGAGCGACAAGGAGGCCACCAUCAGCUCGCUGGAAGAGUCCAACCGCACAAUGACGGUGGAUGUGGCCAACCUGGCCAACGAGAAGGAGGAACUCAACAACCAGCUGAAGGAGAAUCAACAACAACUUACUAAAGCUAAGGACUUGGAGCAGAACAUGAGCGCUGUCAAACUGUCCUUCGAGAAGCAGCUGCAGAACGAGAGAACCCUCAAGACCCAGGCCAUCAACAAGCUGACGGAGGUGAUGAACCGGAGGCAGACAGUGCAAGGCGUCCAGGUGGUCAAUGACACAGAGGUGCGGCGCCGCAAGAAGGAGAACCAGAAGCUGCAGCAGGAGCUGCGCUCGGAGAAGGAGAAGCUCAACAGCAUCAUCAUCAAGUACCAGCGGGAUCUCAACGACAUGCAGGCGGUGAUCACGGAUGAGGGCCAGUCGCGCCUGGAGCUCCAGAUGGCGCUGGACAGCAAGGACAGCGACAUCGAGCAGCUGCGCUGCCAGAUCACCUCCCUCAGCAUCCACUCGCUGGACUCCACCAGCAUCAGCAGUGGCAACGACCUGGACGCCGACGAGGCCUACCCAGUGCGCGUCACUCACUCACACACCUCCGAGUCCAUGUCGUUCACGUACCAGCGCACGCAGAAGUCGGUCAGUAUCGGCACGCGGCCUGACCUGCGCUCAGCCCGCUUCCACUCCUCCGGCUCUGAGGAGGAAGAGGAGGAGGAGGGACCUGCCAGGGGGGGCCCACCCUUGGCCCUCACCUGUGGGCGCCCCGCGGAGCCCGAGCGGGCAGCUGACUCUCGCCUGGAGGGCUGGCUGGCCCUUCCUACCAAGAGCUCCAAACGCUUUGGCUGGGACCAAAAGUACGUGGUGGUGAGCAGCAGGAAGAUCCUGUUCUACAACAGCGAGCUGGAUCGAGAACAAGCCAUCCCCUUCAUGACGCUGGACCUCGAUAAACUGUUCCAUGUGCGACCUGUCACUCAAACGGAUGUGUACCGCGCCGAUGCCAAAGAGAUUCCAAAGAUAUUCCAGAUCCUGUACGCCAACGAAGGCGAGAAUAAGCGCGAGCAGGUGUUUGCGGCGGAGCCGGUGGCGUUUGGCGAGCGGCCCUCCUUCAUCCCCCACAAGGGCCACGAGUUCAUCCCCACGCUCUACCACUUCCCGUCCAGCUGCGAGGCGUGCACGCGGCCCCUGUGGAACGUCUUCAAGCCCCCCCCGGCCCUCGAGUGCCGGCGCUGCCACACCAAGUGUCACAAGGACCACCUGGACCGCAAGGAGGAGGUCAUCGCGCCCUGCAAAGUGAACUACGACAUGUCGAGCGCCAAGGAGCUGAUCCUGCUGGCCUGCUCCCAGGAGGACCAGCAGCGCUGGGUGGGCCGCCUCCUCAAGCGCGUCCCCCGCCGGCACCCCUCCAGCGCCCCGCCCAGCCACCCGGCCGCCGCCGAGCCCUCCGCACGCUCCUCCCCCAUGCUGUCCCCCCGGGGCUCCCCCCGGGGCUCCCCCCGCCUCUCGCCCCACCGCAGCGCCAUCCGGCUGCAGAGCAGGACGCAGCCGGCGGCGCCGGCAGCGCCGGCGGCCAGGAAGCCCAGCUCUGGGCCCACCAUGCUCCGCAUUAUUUUCCACUGACCACCACCAUCCACCCAAACCCCCUACCCCCCUGGCCCUCACCAUCCCUGUGCCCCUCUUGCUAGGAUGCUGCGUAAGUAGUAGUGAAGCCUGACCCUCUGCUUGCUUGAUUGUGGCCCUCGAUGCCCCAGACCUCCUCCUACGUGGGCUGUUUUUUGAACUCAUUAUUUUUGUUUAUACAAACUCACCUCGAGGUGGGGGGGCAACAAGAUUAAAUCGCACGGCUUCUUCACAACGGGCUUGGCCUGAAAGCAACUCUCUACCGCCACCUGGCGACAGGGGCAUGUAUUGAGCCGGCUCCACCUGGGACGUGGGCAUGUGGUGAACCUGUCUCCAGCUGGGAUGGGGGCAUGUACUGAGCCUGUCUCCACCUGGGACGGGGGCAUGUACUGAGCCUGUCUCCACCUGGGACGGGGGCAUGUACUGAGCCUGUCUCCACCUGGGACGGGGGCAUGUACUGAGCCUGUCUCCACCUGGGACGGGGGCAUGUACUGAGCCUGUCUCCACCUGGGACGGGGGCAUGUACUGAGCCUGUCUCCACCUGGGACGGGGGCAUGUAUUUAACGGGGGCUGAGGCCGUGCUGGAGGUCCUGAAGGCUGUCCUCCGCUGUUCCAGGUUGCUAGAGUUCGGCCUGGGGGACUGGAGCUGGUCGCUGGAUGAGGUGGAUAGUGAUGAGGAUGAUAGGUUCUUCUGAGGAAGGGCCGGAUAAACAGAGGAAAGAGGGGGUAAAUGAUGACGCAUGGGUUUGAGGUGUCGUCCACGUAGCUAGCUGCAUGACCUGUGUGCGUUCAGUGUGCAUUUGGAGUUUGCAUUUUGUCCUAUGUUUGUUGUGGUAUGUAGAUGUAUUUUAGUUGCUGAAAUACAAUUUUCUGUAGACUUAAGAUGUCUGAAAGACCUCGAACCACAUGGUUAACCACAGAACAGAAGAACAUAAGAGCUGGAAACUCCUCAACCUUUCCCUCCAGUUCCUUAGCUCCCUGGUGGACGCGUGGCCGUGCGAAGCCCCUGGCCUCUCUCUUGCCUAGCAAACAGGUUGCUGAUGAGAUGCAUGAUGGCACUAGAUGGAUUCUGAUGACUCAUGCUCUGUAAUUGGCUUUUUUUUAUGUGGUUAUUUUGGACAUCAGUGCAUUGCACACAAUUCAAGUAAUAACUCUUCUGCGGUUCACUAAACGGGUAAUGUUCCAGUGAGCUCUAGAAAAGACUUUGUUUCCUUUGUUGGUUUACUUUGAGCUCCGUCUGCAAUAGAAUAAAGCUGUCCUUUUUAACCUGUCUUCCUCCUGAUGUGGGUGUGCAUCUUGUGCCUACUGAUUUUCGCCUGUCUGUGCGUGUGUGUGUGUGUGUUUUGGUUUCUCACUUUCUGUUUUUCUUUCCUUUCUCCACAGUUAACCCUGGGCAGAACGAGGAUGUUUGGAUGAUUUUAAUUUUAUUGUACUUUGAUUCUACAUUUGAGCAUAUUCUGUGAGGUCCAGUGUAUAUAGACUGCAAACUGCAACCGACUUAUCUACCAUCAGAUACUGGAUCGUCCUGGAAUCUUUUUGUGAAAAAGAAUAAAGAACAUUGGCCGUCUGUUGUGUAAUACAGAUGGAGGGAAGCCAGGAAGAAACCAUAUAGACAAUGAGCACCAAAGAACAAAUACAUAGAGGCCUUGUGUGUGUGUGUGUGUGUGUGUGUGUGUGUGUGUGUGUGUGUGUGUGUGUGUGUGUGUGUGUGUGUGUGUGUGUGUGUGUGUGUGUGUGUGUGUGUGUGUGUGUGUGUCAAACAGUGUCUGUUUAUUAAUAAUAACCCAGAGAAUUGUAAUUAAUUUUCUCUUUAUGACAUGGCUACCAAAUCUAACUGCACAUAUUAUAUAUGUCUCACCUGUAAAUGAUUGAUAUUCUUAAGAAAGGGGAUAGCAUUGCAUUAUAAUCAGUCUUGACAUAUGGAUGUAUUCUAAAAAGGACUAAUGUUUAUUAUAAUAUAGCACACAUUAUAAAACAAUGUGAAGAAACAACAAAAACAUUGUAGGAAUUCAGAUAUCUAUUUCUCCAUCUUCAAAAAUAAAUGGUUAUACAAAUAGUUAAUAUCUGGAAAUAAGUCGUUUGGUUGUUCAUUAUUUCCAUCAGUUAAUUUCAAUGUCGGGAAUGUCAAAAUGCAUAAAAUAAUAUAUAAAAACACCACUGCAUUCUAGACACUAAAGAUGUGUUUUGCAAAUCCUAAUGGUACCUGAAGCUAGGUCAAACGUGGAGCGUGUUUCGGGGCCAUGUCGCUGGAUUGUUGGGGGAUGCUUGAGGUCUCUGUCUCAAUUGGUCCAUAAGGUGGAUUCCAUAGCGUCUCCCUCUCCGUUUGGGCCCAUUCUGUCUGACCCACCGUAAUGCCUUCACAACAGAGGUGCCUUAAUAUAUUGUUCAACAAAUGUUUAUUGUGUGGGCUAACUGCUUGUAUUUUUGUUUUGUUCAAUGUUGCUUUUGAAACUCCUCUCCCCUAGCCCUGUUAGCUUGUUAUUAAACCCUUAUUAUGCACUAAUGGUGUAAUUUAAAACCAAGUCUUCAGUCAUUAAGUCAGAGGCGGUGGCACGGGCGGGCCUAGGCCCGCCUACUUGUCAGUCUUGCCCGUCCAGCUCAAGAAUCUGUCAAAUCGUGAAAUCCUCCAUCCCAUGUCUUGAGACCGCCGUGUCCCUCCCCACUGAAUUCACGUCCCCUUGCUGCCUCCACAAGAGCUGUUAAUUAUUUUAUGUCGAGGCCAUCUGCAUUGCAAUUGUGGGCUGAGAAAUAAUUGACCUGUCGAUUAGUCAGAAUUUCUCAGCCCACAAUUGAGAUGCAGAUGGCCUGGGCCCGCCUACUUGUCUGGCUUUGCCCGCCCUUUUUUUUUUUUCUCAGCAAUUUGAACAUUUAUGGUUACGCCACUGCGUUUAGUUGUCGAAACAGCCGCUCAGGACCGACUCCUUUAGCCCCGGACCCCACCAGAGGUCGCUAGACUGCGGCCCUCUGCUGCGGCAGACGGAGCCCGGACACAACGUCCACGACGAUGAGUAACGGAGACCCAGGGGCUGCAUCAUCCCUGCAGUAUAAAUAUCAAUAAAAUGUAUCAAUAUCAGAAAAAAUGGCACCGACAUGUCGAAAAUAAUGUACUUGUACCUGAAGUGUUAAUCUUAACUGCACACAAAAGUGUUUCAAAAUGUAUUUUUCUAUAUAUCGCCUAUGAAAUCGUUUGAUCUUCGUGUAGCAAUUAAUAGUAUAUAGAAGUCUAGUUUAAGUAUUACCAGUACAGCUUUUAAAGGUGGACUAUUACACAUUUGGUAUUGAAUUCUGCUACUGACGCAAGACUUUCCUUUCUCUAUUGCUUCAUUAAACUUAUAUUACAACGAG
Molecule: messenger RNA, 8526 nt
Organism: Gadus macrocephalus (Pacific cod)
Lineage: Eukaryota; Metazoa; Chordata; Actinopteri; Gadiformes; Gadidae
Product: rho-associated protein kinase 2-like
Exons: 33
Coding region: 727-5181 (1484 amino acids)
Biological process (GO): peptidyl-threonine phosphorylation; regulation of actin cytoskeleton organization; mitotic cytokinesis
Cellular component (GO): cytoskeleton; cytoplasm
Molecular function (GO): ATP binding; Rho-dependent protein serine/threonine kinase activity; small GTPase binding
Source: RefSeq, a predicted model, not a curated record